Linum tenue is the source of this 451-nucleotide messenger RNA. The record is from the annotation of a GenBank genome assembly. Lineage: Eukaryota; Viridiplantae; Streptophyta; Magnoliopsida; Malpighiales; Linaceae.
AUUAACUGCACUAAUGUGUGAGUACUUUGACCGGGCACAACUAAAUCACACGCUCAAAGUAUAUCUACCUGAGUGCAACUUGCAAAAGGAUUCAUGGAAAGCAGAAUUGAAAGAAUUCAGUAGCAAUAAUGGGUACGAUCUCAACAGGAAUGGAGAUAGUGGUCCUUUGCUUCUCGAUGUACUCUAAGGAUUCUUGAAGUAUGAGAAUCUAACUCAAGGCAGGGGAUCUGGAAGGAGAGGAUCAGAAAAUGAGUCCUUAUCUAACUUAGACUCGAGGAACAUGCGGAGGCCCUCUUCAUCAUCUGUUGCUGGUGGUUUACCUCCUUUAGGAAGGUGCUGAGCCAGUUUUGCUUUAGCAUUGUGAAUCGGAAUCCCCCUAUGUUCAAUUCAUUAAUUGUUUGUCAUUUUUUUGGCAUGCUUAUCAAUAGGCCGGGUGCAUCAUCGUCAUCUG